AUGUCCUUGAGCUACAACGCCAACGAGUCACCGGGAAAAUACAGAACCAAUCCUCCUCCGCCACCGUCGCUUUCUUCACUGCCUGACGAAAUGGUUUUGAGAUGCUUAGCCCUUGUCCCAAGAAUCUAUCACCUAAGCCUCUCUUGGGUCUCAAAAGACCUAAGAGCCCUUGUCCGCUCACCUGAGCUCACCAAGUUGCGACCCAAGAAGAGCUCUCUCUAUGUAUGUUUUCGAGAAUACUACAACGAUCCGAACUUUCACUGGUUUACUCUCCGUCCCAUUGAGGAAACAGAAACGACGACCGAGUAUGGGUUAGUUCCCAACCCAACUCCCUUCUCGCCUCAUAACUACGGUUCUUCAACGGUCGUAGUGGGAUCAAAUAUCUACUUCAUUGGCGGAUGUAGAGAAGCUUCCACGGAUCUAUGGAUCCUUGAUACCCAAUCUGGUAGCAUCACUCAAGGACCAAGCAUGACCGUGCGUCGAGUAAAAGGCGAAACAGCUGUGGGAGUGGUCGACGGGAAGAUAUACGUAAUCGGAGGCGGAGUCUCAGACUACGGAAUGGAAGUAGAAGUUUAUGAUCUGAAAUCCGAAACGUGGGAAUCUGCUGGGAUGGAGAAGGUGCGUAAAAUCUCACGGUGCUGCGCCUCGGUGGAGCGGAAAAUCUUUAUGGUGGAGUUCGAGGAGAUUAAUGUGUACAACCCGAGGGAAUGUGGAAGAGAACGGUUGGCUCUUAUGGUAAGCCAGAGACUUGAACGUGGAAGAAAGGAUAAGUUAAGUGAGAUAGAGCGUUGCGUGUGUGUGGUGGAAGAUGUUCUCUAUGCUUGCUUUGGCUGGAGUGGGAUCAUGUGGUUUAAUACAAAGCUCAAUGUGUGGAGAAGUUUGGUGGGCCGUGAUGGGAAGCAGCUGUUUUACCUUUAUGCGGAUUCCAUGGCGGAAUACGAGGGAAGGCUUGUGGUUUUCUAUUCCAAUGGUAUCCCAAAUGGAAAUGAUGUCGCAGUUGCCAGGAAUGUUCUGUGUGAGUUUGUCUCAUUGCAUAGAGCUGGAGAAACGAUUUGUGGGACGAUUGACUGGUCUGGUAUUGUGGCUACAGUGCCAUAUUCGUUUCGUUUUCUGCAUUGUUUAUCUGUUUCCGAGUGA
Eruca vesicaria subsp. sativa (arugula) is the source of this 1137-nucleotide messenger RNA. Lineage: Eukaryota; Viridiplantae; Streptophyta; Magnoliopsida; Brassicales; Brassicaceae. The record is from the annotation of a GenBank genome assembly.